AUGUUACCUAUCAUUUAUAGUCCUGUAACAAAGUACAUAGCAUCAUGGGGUGGAAUGGAGCAAGGAAGAUGUGGCGAAUUUUACAUGGACUUCAUGAGGUGUGCCAGCAGAGUGGGUGGCCCGAGAGCUAUGAACGUUGACUGCGUCAAGGAACUUGCUGACUUUAACGAAUGUGCGACAGGCCUCAAACAGGCUAAGCGCUACCGUAUUAUCAAGAAAGAGAGAGAACGGCAGAACAGACCUUACAUAGAACCACUAGUAGAGGACGUACUGCGAGCAGGAACUUCCUAA
This is a messenger RNA of Candidula unifasciata, 291 nucleotides long. NCBI's taxonomy places the organism in Eukaryota, Metazoa, Mollusca, Gastropoda, Stylommatophora, Geomitridae. The record is from the annotation of a GenBank genome assembly.